Nicrophorus vespilloides is the source of this 757-nucleotide messenger RNA. Its product is annotated as anoctamin-5-like. Gene Ontology annotation, cellular component: plasma membrane. Gene Ontology annotation, molecular function: chloride channel activity. Gene Ontology annotation, biological process: chloride transmembrane transport. The record is from RefSeq and is a predicted model, not a curated record. NCBI's taxonomy places the organism in Eukaryota, Metazoa, Arthropoda, Insecta, Coleoptera, Silphidae. The transcript is spliced from 5 exons. Bases 22 to 678 code for a protein of 218 amino acids.
AUACUAAGUUUUUCUGUGGUCAUGUUAUUAGUUGUUUUGGCGGUGGCUACUGUUGUAGCAGUUGUCUUAUAUCGGAUGUCCGUUCUUGCAGCUUUAAGCGUUUACCAAGAUCGCGUAACGACGAGCGCAGCUUUGUUCUUCAGCACAAGUACAGCUGCAUCUAUAAAUUUAUGCUGCAUUCUCGUGUUCAAUUGGAUUUACACAUUCGUUGCCCAAUAUUUGACAGAAAUGGAAUUCCUGCGGACACAAACGGAAUUCGACGAUUCACUCACCUUAAAAAUAUAUUUGUUACAAUUUGUUAAUCAUUACGCAUCAAUCUUUUAUAUUGCGUUCUUCAAAGGAAAAUUUAUCGGAUCACCUAGAAAGUAUAACAAAAUUUUUAAAAACAGACAAGAGGAGUGCGGACCUGAAGGUUGCUUGAUGGAGCUUUGCAUACAGUUAGCAAUUAUCAUGAUUGGCAAGCAAGCUAUGAACACUGUUCUAGAAAUGCUUUUCCCGCUAUUUUACAAGAAAUUGAACACGUGGAAAGUGAAGAUUGGAUUGCAGAAAGAUCAGUCUCCAAUAAAUAAAGAGAAACAGCCUCAGUGGAUCAAGGAUUUCAAAUUAGUCGAAUGGGGGCCGCGAAGUCUGUUUCCUGAAUAUUUAGAGAUGGGUUACACCAUGCCAGGUACAAUUUAAAUUCGGAUAAUAUUGUUUAAAUAGUCAAUUUAAGUUAUGUAAUAUACGUGUGUCUUGAGUCCGUCCUUGAUUUUAACGA